AUGCCAAACCUGGCCGAUGAAAUCGUGAACUUCCAUGCUCUACCUGCUGAUGUCCUGUUUCAGAUAUGUCAGGACUUGAGCGUGGCGGACAUUCUUGCUUUGCGACAGACAUGCCGUACCCUUCACAAUCUCACACAAGAGCGCAGCAUUUGGCACGAUGUACUGCAUACCGAGCUUCUAAGUCGCGGUCUUCCCGUGCCCGGACUGCUUGGACGGCCGCUGGCGUCCUUGGCAGCACUAGAGCUCGAGCACGUCACAACGAAGGCAAUCAGUCUAUGCCGAACAUGGCGCUCAGCGAAACCGAGGCAUACACAACAAUUUGACUUGGCACCAGAAGACUUGCCGCCCGACUCUCGUGCCAGGAACAUUAGCGUUAGAUUCCUCCCAGGCAGAGGUAAUCAGUGGCUGCUGGUGACUACUCUGUACAAUGAACAUGUGGCCCUCAAGAACUACCUGAUCCAUUGCUGGGACGUCACCGCAAACCCACCGAAAUGCAUCGCCCUAUUGCGUUCCAUGAGUAUCGCCGGCUUGAGGGUCAAUACGGAUCCAGAUCAUCCCGCAAUACUAGCCCUUUCCUGCAGAGAGAGCGAAGAUAUGGUGACUACUUCCAUAUACUCAAUCAACUUCGCCGCAAACGACAAGUAUUCUGCUUUCAUAUUACUUCACGAGUUCCCAAGCUCUCGAAAACCGGUCUCCCUGCACGGCUCAACUUUUGUCGCCACCGACAGCGACAAUGUUGUCCGCCUCGUGGAUAUUGAUACCCAGCGUAUCAAGUAUGAUCUGCAUGUCCCCUCGGAUCCCGAUAAUGCGACUUUGUACCCUGGGGAGCAAAGAUGCAUAGACUCUUUGAUGUUCGGCAACUACAUCCUCACUUUCUGCAGACAAUGGAUCUACGUGUAUUUCUUGCAAUCCGAGGCACCCCCAGAUGCUCUCAAACCCGAACAUCUGGAGCCAGUUUCCAGUCAUAAGUGGCAAUAUAAGAUCGACACCCUCGUCGUACAACCCCGUGCGCAUGCCCCGCCUUACGUCGAAUCCCGUGCUCCCGCUCUCCCGCUCAUCGACAUCGUCAUCCGCUUCGAUACCCCAUUCCACUGGCCCUCCAACAUCAUCCACCACUAUGCGCUCUACCCGGCGCGCGACUAUCCCACCAAGGAUCGCACACCAUCCCACGACGGCCUCUGCGUGCCAUACCUUUGCAAGUGCGGGGGCAUCCCCUUCAUGCUGCGCUCGAUCCCCUCACCUGUGCGCCUCUUCACUUCCCAUGACAUCGUCCUUGGGCGCACCGGCACCGCGCUGUGGCUGGACGCUCAGACCGCCGACAGCGGCCCGGUGGAGGCAGGCAUCCGCGGACAGCGCAUUGCGGGCAGCUGCGUCGCGCACAAUUCGCAGAAGGGGAUGCCGGGCACAACCUCUCCGGAGGGACGGCCCAGAGUGAACGAUUGGUACGGCCCCGGCAUCAUCGCGGAGACGUGGGGCGGCGGGCGGACAGGCGGAGCGAACAUGCGCUUCUCGUCUAGAAUCACAGAGUUUGUCAUGCAUGGCGACGAGGAUAAAUGGAUUACACUCGCGGUAGAUGACGAGGAGGGCCGGAUCGCCAUUGGCACUCUUACUGGCCAGGUUUCGCUGUAUGAGUACACGCCGAGGAUAGAGUAG
This is a messenger RNA of Postia placenta MAD-698-R-SB12, 1653 nucleotides long. RefSeq lists its product as hypothetical. The transcript has 4 exons. The record is from RefSeq and is a predicted model, not a curated record. NCBI's taxonomy places the organism in Eukaryota, Fungi, Basidiomycota, Agaricomycetes, Polyporales, Adustoporiaceae. Gene Ontology annotation, molecular function: protein binding. The coding region runs from base 1 to 1653 and encodes 550 amino acids.